AUGGCGCCUUCAUUGAGAGACCACCCCUCCUUCGUUCGUCCCUCAACCCGCGACCGUCCCCUCACUCGUGGCGACCAGGGAGACAGCUCGCUGGUCAUCCCCAGCCGCACUUCUUCUCUGCACUCGCGCAUCACGCAGCCCAUUCCUUCAACCCUGAACAUGAAGCCCGCCCAGAGGAUUCCCAAGACCCUCACCCACGCCUACAUGGUCUGUGGGGUGGGACGUGAGCCUUCUCAAUGGGUUAAGGCCCCUCCACCGUCCCAGGGAAAGAUCGGCCAUAUGAAGGGAGCGGUCGGCCAGUUUUGGCUCCCAGAGAUUCUGGGAAGCAGCCCGCGAUUGGAACAGGAUAAUGAGAUUGCAAGGGCAUUACAUGCGGCAAUGAGGGCCUGUUUCCCUCACGACGUUGAAAUCUGCACUGGCAAGAGCCAGCCUCAUUGCGUGCACCAUUCGUUCGUUCUUCAACAGGACUCGACUCACACUCUCUACGGCAUUGCCCUGCGUGUCUGGUCCCGCGCCGAUGAGAAGCGCGCCGAGACCAUCAGAGAACUUCGCAAGAAAACUGAACCCGACUUCUAUGACAAUCCAGAGGAGACCUACUGGAUUCCGUACUGUCUAAGCUUCCUGUCCCGAUAUCCACUCUACAACCUGCUGGGAGACUAUCUCCGUGGAAUGUGGAUUCACUGGAACAAGGCGACAAAUCUUUUCCAUGCAGAGGAGGUCUCGCGCAUUCUGAGCUUCCCCGCGCCACGUCUUAACGACUUGGUCCGUAUCGACAUGAAAGACUAUGCUCUAUGCUAUCAAUUCCCCUCUUCGCCAACUGGCUUCCAGAACUUUGCCAUGUGGCCACUGUUCAACUGUUUGUCUAUCCCGAACAUCGUUGGUGUUGUUGAAGCGGCUGUUUCUCCAACGCGCCGUAUCAUUUUUGUCAGCCACUAUCCCGCCAUUUUGACAAUUGCUGCCGAGACCAUUCGAUUCUGCGUCCGGGUGUACGAAUGGAGCGGCUUGUACAACCCAGUCGUGCAUGCUCGGCAUGUGAAGGAGCUGGUGCAAGAGCCCGGCCCUUAUAUCUUGGGUGUUACCGCUGAGUGCCGAACUCUCUUCGCAGCACCUUCUGACGCAUUGGUCGUCGAUUUGGAUCGUAACUUCGUCUUGACUUCCAGCCCACCAAAUAUUUUGACCCAAGGACAGAGAACCAAGAUGAUUAACCGCCUGACGCAGGCGCUCAAUGGUGAUGUUAGCCCUAGCGGUGUGCCUCAACAUCUCCGAACCGCCUACGGUGGAGGGAAGUUGAUCCCAGCCGGUCAGAUUAUUGUUAUGAGAGGCGAAGUGGAAAGCAUCCAGGACCCCAGCUGGUGGAACCAGGAUGCAGUGAUGGCUGUGAUGGACCAUGUUUGUGAGAAAUUGGGCCGCAACACUGGAGUGAAGGCGAUCUUUGGUGGAUCCGUGAAGAAGCCAUUGAUGACCAAGAUUUCCAUGAGACAUCUUAAUGAAAUUGUUCGAGAGCGGAAUCAGUACUCGAGAGACGCUCUUGAGGCUUGGCAGGACUUCAUUAACCUCAAAGGAAGAAUGGAUACUGAACUGUCCAAGGUCAACAAACGAAACAACUUCUUGGUUGAAGAGCUCGAGACGUGGAAGCAGCAGUUCCUCAAAUUCCAAGCAUUCGCUGAGCAACUCACCAAAGAAACCUCAGAACUCAAAGUCAAGAUUGAAAGCCAUAAGCGCGAGAAUCGUCGGCUUACUGCACUUAUUGACCAGCAGAAGGACGACGCCGCACGUCUCACCAUGCGUCUUUCGGGUACUGAGAAACAGCGCGAUGACGCCUUGGAAGCUCUUGUUCUGCAGCAAGAAAUUGCAGAAGAGUUGGAGCGAGAGAGGCAACGCAACCAGAAAGAAAUUUCUGCCCUUCAACACACCAAUACAACCCUUACCCGCCAGCGCGAUGAAGCCCAGCGCGUGGUCCUUCAUCUUCGGAGCCUUAUCAACGCUCAGAAUCACCAUAUGGAGCACAUUAUCCGGUCUAUCAGCGAUGUACCAGAAUUAUCUGAAUAUGCUGAUGAGAGCUUCGAAGAUCUUCCAGAAGACGAAGAAUGCGAUGGUGAUCGAUCCAAGACCCCUUCUGCUCGCAGAUCCAUCGCUAGACUUGGUGCAUCAAGCCGUGCCGGCAGUGUUGAUGGCGACGAUGUGAGCCCAGAGAUGGAAAGCCAACUCCUCGGCCUCGGAAAACACAAGCGGUAUUCCCAGCUUAGCAUCACCGACGUCGCAGACCGCCAUCUCCGGGCCAAGACUGAUGCUAUUGCCGACAUUAUCCGCAACAUCAGCGAACAGUGUGCCGCUGCCGUCGAAGGCCUCCACCUCGCGCAAGACGCUGAGCUCGAGGAUGAGGCCAAUAAACAAGAGAGGGAGCAACGAAACAACAAGCUCCACCCUAACGAAGACGGUAGCCAGGAGCCAUCUUCCCGUCCAGGGAGCGAACAUGGUGAUAACCUCCUUACCCCGGACGGUCGAAAUUCCAGCAUUUCCAGCAUCCCACCGACGCCUGAUCUCGUGCACAAUCGCUCCAGCACGUCCAUGUCGAUGGUGAGCAGCUCCACGAUGCCAGAGCGAUCGAGUCAGCAAUACGGACCUGGUGAUUUGCCAACUAGGAUCCUAGAGGAUGAUGAUGAGUGUGCGCACGAGGCUGAUGCCGACGACCAGCAGAGCAGUGAGACCGUUCACAAGAGUGCCAGCCACGACACGAUGAGAGCCGGCACCGUACAUGUUGUUGCGUGAAUAAAUUAUCUUCUCAGAUUAUCCUGAUAAAACCGCAAUGUGGAAACGGAUGAUGUAUACA
Coccidioides immitis RS is the source of this 2830-nucleotide messenger RNA. Its product is annotated as DENN domain-containing protein. The transcript has 4 exons. Gene Ontology annotation, biological process: regulation of Rab protein signal transduction. Lineage: Eukaryota; Fungi; Ascomycota; Eurotiomycetes; Onygenales; Onygenaceae. The coding region runs from base 1 to 2769 and encodes 922 amino acids. Gene Ontology annotation, cellular component: cytoplasmic vesicle. The record is from RefSeq and is a predicted model, not a curated record.